CUAUUCCAUUUGGGAACACAAGCUUGUAUUGGUGUGAGCUUCGGAAUCGGGUUCGUGUGCUCCUCAACAGUCGACCCAGUGUCCCAGUCCCGACUGAGACACUGCAAAGUUGCCAAGAAUUGAUACUUCUGUUAAGGGAGCCCCCUCUGCUUACUCGUUGCAACCCGCUGUGGAAAGAAUAUGAAAGGAGAAAAGCGGCCGAAGGCCGACGCCGGCACAGCGGAUGCUGUGCUGGAUAAGCUUGCGGAGUACGGUGAGCGCUUCAUGGCGAUGUUUGACGACGACGAUGACCGAAAAGCGGCAAAGGCCAGCACAAGCGGGCGUGGUGCAACCCGGCAAUCUAAGCAAUCAGCGCAAGCGGUGAAAGGCGGCGGCGGCCGUAUCACGACCUCCGCGUCACCUCGGGACGCAAAAACGGAAGCAAAGGAGGGCCCUACGUCCCAAACCAAACAGCCAAGGAGCAAAAAACAACACCAACAGAUCCCCAGCCAAGCAGCUGGGUCACCAGCCGCUACGGCGGCUGCCGGCGCUGCUGUUGCAAACGGCAGCGGGAGCCGCAAGCGGAGCGCAGGGGCAGCGGACGAGAUAGAUGCCAUCAUGAAGGCUGGGCGGAAGAAGGCCAAGCGGGCAGCUGCAGGCGGCACUGCGGCGGAAGGCGGCAGGAUGGGCAAACAGGGAUUAGCGGCUUCUGCAAGUGCAGCAGCGGCGGCGGCGGCGGCAACGGCAGCCCAGGAGGCAGCAGCAGCGGAGGCGUUGCGGCGCGAGCGGAAGUUGUUCAUGUCGCACAAGGCCAGCAAGGUCCACGAGGCGGUGCAGGCGCCUGCUGCCGCCGCGCGGGGCGGCCGGGGAGCCAAACUGGCGGCAGCGGCAGCGGAGGACGAGAGCGGUCUGAGCCCCGAGGAGUUCCAGAAGCUGCAGCUGGAGAUUGAGAAGUUUGCCUCCACCGCUCUAGACAAGAAGGGCGCCAAAGCCUACAAGGCGCGCAUGCUGGCUCGGCUGGGCGCCAAGGCCGACACCGCCCCCCGCACGGCGGCAUCCAUCGGCAAGGGUAUGGCGCGGGUAGCGGCCAAGCGGCAGGCGCGGGCCCUGGAGGAGGCCAUCGAGACGGGCAUGGUGCAGCGCAAGGGGAUGGGCAAGAAGAAGCGAGCAGACAGAGCCAAGAACCGCGACCGCGGGCUUAUGGAGGCGGGACCGGGCUUCAAGAACGGCGUGCUCCGGGUCAAACCGCUCCAGAAGACCCGCGUGGAGAGCGGCAAGCUGCGGCUGCCCAAGGGGGUUCUCUAAGAUCUUGCGGACAAUAUGCCUAACUGUGCGGCGAUGCUUUAAUCACAGAGUGCGUCAUCAAUAACCACGUUCUUCAUGCACCGCAAAUCACCACCAAGUGAUAUAUUGGCUUCGGAUCACCUACAGCGC
Molecule: messenger RNA, 1413 nt
Organism: Astrephomene gubernaculifera
Lineage: Eukaryota; Viridiplantae; Chlorophyta; Chlorophyceae; Chlamydomonadales; Astrephomenaceae
Source: the annotation of a GenBank genome assembly